GAAAGAGUAAAUCAUUCUUUGUUAUUGUAACAGUUUAGUUCAAAUAGUAAAUUUUGUUAUAAUAAUGGAUAUAAAAACGAUAACUCCAUUUUAUUGGCGUGAAAAUGAAGAAAACUGUUCGAACUUGUUGAAAGAUCAAUCGUUAAUAGACACAAUUCCAUUACUGAAUGUUAAUAAGUUGGAACAAUUAGGCAACUCAAAACUGGUUAGAUUCAUUGGGAUGAUUCAAGAUAUGCAUACUCCUGAGUAUUAUUUAGAAAAAUUUGAGGUAGUAAAUAAAAUUACAAAUGAAAACUCUUGGUUACAUAGUAAAUACGAAGAAAGCGUUGCAGUGAAUGAUAAUGAAUACAUUAAUUUUGAUAAUAUUUCUAAUGUUACUUCUGAGCGACAAACUUUUGUUGUUAUAUCAGUACCAGCAGUGAAUACAUGGGUUAAUGUGUAUGAAGAAAAAUCGAAAGUUAUUCCAGAAAAUUGUGCACCGAUGUUAUCAAGUAAAAAAAGAGUUCUAGAGGAAACUAUGGAUGUAGAAGAUCCUUGCUGUGCUUCAAAUAGUAACAUACAAAACAAGAAAAUUUGCAACAAUAAUUUUAAUCGAACAGAAUCAAAAUUUAUACCUAACCGUCCAAAUGAUAUUUUUCCACUUCCUACAGAUACUAAUCAAGUAUAUCAUGUUAAGUUGUAUGGCGACCAGGAGGUGUUGAAAAUUAAUGAUGUGUGUGAAUUUAUUGGUUUUUUGGAUAUGGAUCCAUCAGUAAAUGCUAAUAGAGAUGACAAUGACAUGGAUACAGAUGGAGCGACAUGUUUCAUACCCAAAAUUCAUUGUACAUGCUUUCGAAAGAUAGUACAUGGCGAUACUUUGGCCGCUGAAUAUUUACUGCUGCAUCUAAUAUCAAGAGUGUAUUUACGUCGUGAAGGCCUAGCAUUAGGCAAGUUAUCAUUAAAUAUCUCGAAAAUUCCAGAACUUGCUAAUUAUCCAAAUGAAUUGUAUAAAUUCAUUGAAAAAAUUGUUCCAAAAAGUGUCUAUUUGCCAAUGACCUUAGAAAACCUAAAUGAUUUAACAUUUAUUCCAAAAAAAGAUUAUGAAUUGAAUUAUUUAUCAUCUGGUGUACUUCAGUUAAGUGAAAAUACCCACUUUGUCUUGGAUGAAACCAAAUUAACUCCUGGAAAAUUAAAUUCGGCAGGUAUAAGCAACAUUAAAGCUAUAUCUGAUGUAAUCAAAAACCAAUCUAUAGCUUACGACUUUAAAUACUACCCACUGGAAUUUAAUUGUGACAUUCCUUUUUUGAUAUUAUCUGAAGGAAAAUCGAUGAUCAACAGUGAUGUUCAUGUUACUUUAGAACCGGAUCCAAUGUGUACAAACACCUUUAAAGAAAUAAUUGAAGCAGCAGAACAUUUCUUGAAACCAGAUUUAUUAAAUGAUGUAAGAAAAUAUUUGACAAUCUCGAGAAUGUCUGAUUAUUCAAUCACUGAACAGAACGAAGAGUUCAUCCAAAAUGAAUUUGUCAAGAUGCGUCAAAUCAGAAGUAAUGUCACUGCAGAUGAUUUACAUAGUAUGCUUAUUAUAUCCAGACUGGUAUCAAUCUCUGAAGGAAAAGGGUGUUUUGAUAAAGAAUCAUGGGAAAAGGCUUUCAAAAUGGAAGAAGAAAGAAAUAUUAGAAUUAAGAAUUUGAGAAAAUAAAAUCUAAUAAAUGUUUUUAUAUGUU
Diorhabda carinulata is the source of this 1703-nucleotide messenger RNA. Its product is annotated as mini-chromosome maintenance complex-binding protein. Bases 65 to 1678 code for a protein of 537 amino acids. Lineage: Eukaryota; Metazoa; Arthropoda; Insecta; Coleoptera; Chrysomelidae. The transcript is spliced from 2 exons. Gene Ontology annotation, molecular function: chromatin binding. The record is from RefSeq and is a predicted model, not a curated record. Gene Ontology annotation, biological process: DNA-templated DNA replication.